This is a messenger RNA of Nelumbo nucifera (sacred lotus), 801 nucleotides long. RefSeq names its product Acyl-CoA N-acyltransferases (NAT) superfamily protein. The record is from RefSeq and is a predicted model, not a curated record. Gene Ontology annotation, cellular component: NatA complex. Gene Ontology annotation, biological process: mitotic sister chromatid cohesion. NCBI's taxonomy places the organism in Eukaryota, Viridiplantae, Streptophyta, Magnoliopsida, Proteales, Nelumbonaceae. Gene Ontology annotation, molecular function: N-acetyltransferase activity.
UUUAUUCGUGUAUUAUAUUAUCAACCUUCAACUUGAAGUCUACACUCUACUGUGAACAUCUCUGUCUCCAUCUUCGGCUCUACUCAUUCGCGAAACAGAGUAGGGGUCUCGGAAAAAGGGGGAAGAUGGGAGCUGGUCGUGAGGUUCUGAUCUCUUUGGAUGGAGUGAGAGACAAGAACUUGAUGCAGCUGAAGAAGCUCAACACGGCUCUCUUCCCUGUUCGCUACAAUGAUAAAUAUUAUGCGGAUGCCCUCGCUUCUGGCAAAUUUACGAAACUAGCAUAUUACAGUGACAUUUGUGUUGGUUCAAUCGCAUGCCGCCUUGAGAAGAAAGAAAGCAGUGUUCGUGUUUACAUCAUGACGCUGGGUGUUUUGGCCCCAUAUCGUGGUCUAGGGGUAGGCACCAAGCUGUUGAACCAUGUUCUAGAUCUGUGCUCCAACCAAAACAUCACAGAGGUUUACUUGCACGUUCAGACAAACAAUGAAGAUGCAAUCAAUUUCUACAAGAAAUUUGGGUUCGAAAUCACUGAAACCAUCCAAAACUACUAUACGAAUAUUACGCCUCCCGACUGCUAUGUUCUUACUAAGAUUAUCACCCAAUCUCAAACCAAAAAAUAGCAUUUAUAAGAACCAGCCAUCAUGUCAUUAAAAAAGGUGGAAGUUCGAGGUUGAAAGUUGAAAAUGAACAUUGCUUUCAACUAAACUCCAUAGUUCAGAAAAAUGGAUAUUUGUGAGUAAUUAUUUCUUGUUUGGUGAAUUCUAUGCAUUUGAUUAUCAUUAGCCAAAAACUCUGAAAGUCUGA